AUGGCGACUGUUUCCUCUAGAUGUCUUGCAAGGUCUAAAAAGGACCAUUUCGUUGCAGUAAGAAGCACAUUGAAACGUAUGGGUGUCUUAAGGAGAAGCAGGCAUACAGAAUGUAAGGUUGAGCUUGAAAUUGGAAACCAGUGAGUAUCCGAAUAUUUGAUUUCCGGAAGACUGUUCUUCACGUGGCAAAGUAAUAUUGAGCUUAAGCUUAUAUGUUGUGCCCAUAAACUCAAGCUUAUAUUGAAUUCUAGACCUACAUUUAUUAAAUUUUAUUAAGCUGUUUGACCUCUGUUGUCUAUACACCACAGAACAAUGACAUUAUCAACGGGAAAGAUCGCCAAGUUAGCUGAUGGAGCUGUUGUUGCGGAAGUAAGUUGGUUACGUUUGAUAAUAUUAUGCAUAUAGUAAGGGCAUACAAUUUCACACAAAUAGUUGAACGUGUAGAGCUGUACGGAAAUCUUACUGAAUGCAAUGGUCACGCAGUGGUUACCUUUUAAUUUUUAGAUGAUCCAUUUCUCAGUAUGCAUGGACAGCCUUAACGUAAACCCUCCCCCACGUGGGACCUCUGGGCUUGACUUGGGGGAUAGGCUGGGGGAAAGAGCUGAGAGAAAACGUGCUUGAAUUGCAGCCAUCUGCUUGCAUUACUGAGACUGUACUGUUCUGCAGCCUUAGCCAACAACUAGCUCAUGGUUAGCUGUUGCUUUAACCCUUAAGUCCCAAUAGUGACCACGAUCAAUUUUUUCUUAACAAUAUCCAGACACUGUCAAGAGAUUUGGUUAUGAGAAUUUAUGAAAUGAACACCUACUGCUUUGCUUUGAUCUUUUAUCAAAUUCUCUCAACUCAUUCUUUAAGGAAAUAUACAAAGAUCAGUUUGGAGAAUUUGUAUGUGGAUAUAAUAGGACUUAAAGGGUUAAGUGGUGUUUUGAGUGAUAGCCAAUUCUAUGUCCAAAGAUAACUCCAUAGGAUGGAGCAUUCAUUAAAACAAACACCUUAUAGGGUUGGUCCCUGCCAUUCUUCAGUUAGUGUCUUUUGCUAUGAGGUGGACACGUUUAUCUAUAAGACAAACCUUUAGCACUGUCCCCAACAGUGUCUGUCUAAGAGAAAGUUGAAUGUUGAGGCUGUCAUGCUGUUCAGGCCAAAGGGCUUACAGUCAUCUCACCACCAACAAAAUCGCCACCAAGAAGUUGACUUGCCACCAACCUUAUUCUUUGAUCUAUUGCGAUAACAAGACAUGCCAGAUGUCUAAAAAGCGGCAGCAAUAAUAUAAGUUCUCACACACUGACAGAGAUGUCAGCCUCUGGAGGUCUACAAUCUGGAGACUGUCUCUUCCAAAGGUAUUUAAAGAUGACAAUUUAGCGUGUUUUGAUUGACGUGUUUAGGACUCAAGGUUAUUAUUCAAGGCCUUUUUGGAAUAUUUUUGGAGAAAUUGAAUUAAAUGUUCAUUAUUUAUCAUGUAUGAAAGAAUGAUUUGUCUGUAUUUGUGAGUCAGGUGUGAGAUAUUGUCCACAAUGCAUGAGGUCGAUGUCUUUAGUAUGCAAGCUUGAGACUCAUGCAUAUUGUGUGGGUGUUGGCAGGUAUGGUCUGUUGGUGAGGUGAUUGGACCAGAUUCUGACCAAAGCAAGUUGCUUUGGCUGUCACUAUGCAGGUGAUGUGAGAAUACAGAAUAAAAGUUAGAAGUGUACAGACCUUACCAGUAUAAAAGAGUUUGCAGUGCAUAAAAGCUGUAAAACUUAAAGAUAGUCUCCAAAUUUUCAUCUGUUUUUUUUUUAGUGUGGAAAUAAUGCAACCCUUGUUACUGCAGUGAGUGAGGAGGAGUCUAAAGGUGCCAAGGGGAUGGGCCUACCUCUUACGGUAAGAAUAACCUGCAAAUGAUUGAUCAUCUAAGUACAUCACAUAUGUAUUUAAAAAAGUUGAUUAGAACCAUCUUGAGGCUUUUUUUGGGCACCCUUUUAAAAGUCAACCACCUGGGACUCUUACAAGUAUUUGUGUUUUAAAGUACACUGUGGUCUUUCUUUCAGGUUGAUUACAAAGAAAAAGCGGCAGCUGGGGGACAAUUUCCCAGGAAUUAUCCAAGAAGAGAUCUUGGAAUAACUGAGCGAGAAAUCCUUAUUAGCAGACGUAUUGGUAUGACUUUAAAUAAAUGUAUGUAUUUAACAGGAGUCUGUUUUGGGCAGAUGGAAAAUAACAGAAAAAUUUUUGCUAAGUUAUUUUGACGAACAAACAGAUUUAACUGACGCUGAUAUAUGUAAGUAGCCUAAUGUUACACACUCAGUGUGUUUUGAAUGAAAGUGUUCUUCUUGAUCAUAUGUGACUGUCUUUUUUCUAGACAGAUCCCUGAGGUCUUUGUUUCCUAAAGGGUAUUCAUGUACAACUCAGGUAUAGUUACAGACUGUGUUAUAAAACAUUAAAUUAACAGAUUAUGCUCCAUUUUGAUCUUUUGGUCAGACAAAAGGUGACAAGAAAAAAUUUGAAAAAAGGUGAAAUAUCACUGGUAUGUGCUUGUCAUGCAACAGUUUGGGAAUUAUGGUCAGGUUAAAAUAAAGCUGACUAAGACUUUUAUCACUGACCUGUUAACUACAUGUGUAUUUCCAACAGAAGUAAAACCAAAGUAAGUAAAUGAUUGAUAGGUUUUUGUGUUAAUUCUUCAGGUAAUUGGUAGUUUGUGGGCUGCUGAUGGGCUCAGUGAUCCAGAUAUAACUGCCAUGAAUGGAGGUCAGUAAUAACCUGUACUUAUCUUAAAUGUUUGAUAUAAAAAAUUGAGUCUAAGUGUAAGCUGGCUGGUGAACAAGUCUGUAAGUCAGUCAGUUUUCCUCUAAUUCAGUGAAGGAUUCAAGGGCCAGCUGUUUGGUAUUUAGAAAACUGUUCUGUGCUACUGUUGUUAACAUCAGUUAAUACCAUAUUUUUGAUUGCUAGGUACAGGGUUUGCAUGCACCUUGAAAGUCCUUGAAAAUUGCAGUUGGUGCUGGAAAAUCCUUGAAUUUUGGUCCUAACUUUAACUAAAUCAAAUUGUGUAAGGAGAGCUGCAAAGGAUUAAGGAGCAAACACAGAAAUUGCUCAUGUUGUGGAAGAACUAAAUAAGACAUCUUAGAUGCUCUUUCUUGCUUUGAAUGGAGUCCUUGAAAAAUGGGAAAUGUGUCCUUGAAAGUCCUUGAAAAGUCCUUGAAUUUUUUGUUCAAAAAAGCUAGGGCACAAAAAACCCUGUAGGUACAUAAUUAUAAUGAACCAGUCAGAAAUGUUCCAUGUAUCUAAGGUACAGGGCGCAAAGAAAGUCAGUUUUACAGCUUGCCUUUUGGGCAAGCAAUAGUUAGCACGUACUGGCCUAGAAUUUUUUUUGAUGAGCGGAAUUGAUUACAGCUCUUUUGUAAUUUGAACUCCCCAAAAACUUCACAUGCCUGUUGGGCAAGUUGAAAACAGAAUUCACUAGCCCAAUAGCAAAAUCCACUAGUCCCAGGCUAUCGAACACUUCUUUCUUUGCAUGCUGAGGUAGAAGAAUAACUGAAUGUUCAACUCACUGUUUGUUUAAUAUUUAAUAUUAAAAAUUAACAAUAUUAUAUUUUAUUAGCUUCUGCAGCACUCACAGUAUCAGAUAUUCCUUGGCAUGGUCCCGUUGGUAAGUAAUUCAAAUGAUGUGCCAUUGCAUGUGUAAAGUAAUAAAGCAUGAGCAUGAACAGUGGUCUGUUGUAAGCUGGUACAGAUCAAAUAGCGGCCAAAUGUAUUUGAAAAUGAAGUGUCUUUUUGCAUUCUACUUAAUUUAGUAAUGACAUUUUUUUGGCUUAGGUGUAUUAAGAGUAGGAGAAGUUGAUGGAGAGUUUGUUGUCAAUCCAACAUGGUCACAGCUGAUGAUCAGCAGACUAAACCUUGUGGUUGCUUGCAGUGAAAAGAAAGUUGGUAAGACAUUACCUAGAAAGGGCCAUUUAUAUACAAGGAAAAAUAAGAUGCACCUUACCAAGGAUGUGAAGAUGCAAGUUUCUCAUAUAUAGCGCAAAAGAUGUAUCCAUCUAAAUAACACGUGACUUUGCUAAACUAAUAAGAAGGCACCUUAUGGCCUUGCAUGUACUUGUGUGAAUGGUUCAGUUUGUGUCUUAUUUCGACACAUCAGUCUUUUUCUUCUUACAUAAGUGCUCCUUUCAUUGUAACAACAAGAACAACAUCAAACUCACUGGAAACAUUUUUGUAAAACAAUAAUUAAUUCCCUGUGAAGAAUAAAAGGUCCAAAUUACAUUGACAUUGACUCAGUAGAUCUGUUAAUUUGUCAUUUAAUUGUAAUGCGUUGCCUAACUUUGUUUCAGUUAUGGUGGAAGCAUUUGCCAAUGAAGUUACUUCUGAGAGAUUUUGUGAAGCACUUAGAUUUGCAUUUAUAGAGGUACAAGUAUUUGCAAAAUAGAAUAUUAUUAUGAUAAAAUAUUUAAUUUAAUGUUAUUUUAGAAAGUUAUGUUGAUCAGUUGGACAGCUAGUCUCUGAUAGUCUUUCUUGCUCUUCUGUAAUGAAUGGUGUUUUUUAAGUCAUCCCCUCGUUUAAAACAGUAUUUUAUUAUAGCUUUGUUUAUUGUUUGUCUCACUAUGCUCACUUUGACUUCCAACUUUUGUUCUUCAUCAAGUAGUUUUCAAAUAGAUGUAGAUGUAAUGUAAGAAUUCCUUCCAUUUGUCCCAUUGUAGGAUAAAUGUAAGGAAAUUUUCAUUGCGUUUCGAGGCCCCAAAUUAUUUAAGUCCCUUAGCCCAGAAAAUCACAAUGCCUCUAGUAUUGGUGAAUUCCUCUCUAAACCAAAGUCACUGAUUUUCUCUUGGUGUAAACUUUGUGUUUUUUACUUCAUUUGGUGCUUUUUAUUUUCCUCUCCUCUUCUUCUUUUUUUUUCUCUUUUUCACAUUUUUUAUUCCUUGCCUAUUAAUGAUAUACUUUCUACGUUAUAAAUCAAUUGCAUAAGUUAUCUUAUAUAGCAUAGCACUUUUUCAAACUUGUCACAGUGUCAGCCAAUAAUCCAAGCUCAGCUUGAGCUUCAGAAACAAGCUGGAAUCGUCAAGAGACUAUUUACAGUGGUUGCCACUCCUUCAGAGGUGCUGGAGACAAUACAAAGGUUAGCAAGACCUAUAAUAUCAUACAGAAUUACACUGAAUUGCAUUUGACCCUUGAGAUUCCCGCUCACAGCAGGUCUCUUAGGUUGAAACAGUAAUGUUAAUAAAUCAAGGUGAAAAAACAGAAGUGUUAUUUAGGCCUAUCCCGGAGGUAAGGACAUGAUUUUAGGCAAGGGUAUGGCCUGUAUUUGUGUGGGAAUUUGUGAUGUAGUUAUACCUUAUAUUUUUUAGCCUGUGAAUACAGCAGUCUCUCCUCUUUCCUCUCCUCCCACAAUACGUCCUCAGUGGUGCUGAGCGAGGUGAUACAGCUGUAUUCGCAUGCAGGCUAAAGAUUUAUGCAUAAUUUCCAGUUUUUAAUAUUAUAAUUUCUGUUUUCUUCCAGUAUUUUAGUUGACCGCUUGGAUGAAAUCUUUUCAAACUUUACUUACUCAAAGGUUAGUUUCUGUGGUAAUGAAGCAAUUUGGAAGCCUCUCAUCAAAUUUAAAUAAAUCACCAACGGUAACAAAACUACACACUUUGUUUGGAACCUCUGUGGACUUCAUCAAAGUGACCUAAGUUCAGUUCACUUUUGUGUGGAUAGCCCUUUAAGCGACAAAAUGAAAGAUGUACACAAAUCGUCAAAAAAGACCAGCUUUUGCCAAAAACUUAACAUGGUGUUGUUGGGUGGGAGGAGCAGGAUGCAACAGCAAACUAACAAAAGAUCUCAUGAUUUUCAAAUGCAUCUGCGGAAAAAUUAUAACAAUUUGUUUAUAGUAUUUACUUUUUGAUCCCCAGCAAGAACGUGAUAGAGAAAUGUUUGCAGUUAGGGAUUCAUGUGUGGAAACUGUUCAAGGUAAUACUUUUGUCUUAACUUAUUAAAUUACAUAAUUAUUGCAUAAAAUUAUCAUGAACGUAUCAAAAAGGGGUGUCGAAAUCUGUACCCGUUUUUCAUUUAACUCACCAAUUUCAUUAGAAAUGAAGCCACGCUUAUAGCACAAACUGCAAGGUCUUAAUGAUGAAAUCUGUGACUCUCGCCCUGUAGUAGGAUUGGUAGGCUAAUCGUAAACACGUGCGAUCAAGUUUUGUACUUUAUGCCUCAGCCAUAAGCUAAAAUAUUCUGUAUAGCACUAUAAAAUAUGCUGGGAAAAAAUUCAUUAGAAUUUUCCUUGUUGUAUAACCGUGUCAAAGUCCGCAGUCCGCACAAGUCUCUCAAAAAUCUUCGGCACAAUCCAGGAGGGAGAGGGGUAGGUGGGUGGGAAGCUAGUUAAUAACGUUUUAUACGGGAAUGCUACGCCCUGAGGUCCAACCCCUUUUUAUUUAGAUAUGAUUUUUAACAGAAAAUAUACUCCUUUUGUAUACCUUCCACUGAAAAGUGGUAUCCCUGUUACAUACCUACUCAAGAAUACUUCAGUCAAAGUAAGAAAGGUUGGAUUUUCAUCUUAGAUCUGACCAAUUCCGGAAGCACCUGAUUUCUUCCAAAGUCCUGAAGCUCACAUAGAGACUUCACUAUGUUGACCUUCAUCAUUUUCAUUACCUUGGUUCAAGUUAACGUGUUUUUUAAAAGUGUUCAGUAAAGCUAAUAGCUCAAUAAGGCAUGAGAAAUUCUUAGCACGCAUGAACUCAGGUAGACUGUCUCAAAGUCCUUCGCUUCUCAUUUCCGGUUGCGGCAGUUGGCGCCAGCGCGAAGACUUGUCGCUCUCUCGCUCUAUUUUUCCGCAGAAAACGUAAAAAAUCUACCGCUCGCGCUUCGCGCUCGUGAAAAAAUUUUGAUUUUGACUUGCAGGCAAGUCUAGAACUCAGGUAAAGGGUAGAAUAUUUACAACCAAAUGUUAUGAAAAAUGGACGUUACCACGUUUUGUUUCAAGAUAAAUCUCUUGAAAGCUUUGGCAACUAAAAAUACUCCCCCCCCCUCCCCCUCACCCCCACAGAAAUCCGGGUGGAUCAUUUCUGACCCCAGCUGAACAAAAUUGACCAGGUUGGGGUGAGGGGAGGGAUCACGGCGGUACCAGUGGCAUUCUAAGGAUAAGAAAGUGCAAAAUUCUUAACACUUUUUGCCCAACAUUGUAGAAGUACUGUGCAGGCGAGAGACUCAUUUAUUUUUUUACAAUAAUGUUUUUCUUCAGAACAGUUUCCAGACGUUCCAGCAAAUCUUAUAGCGGAGAAAGUGUUUGCCGUAACUAAAGCAGUUUUUCGAAGGAACAUUCUAGAGAAAGCUCAAAGGUAACAGAGGCAAAUUUGGCGUUGUUCUUUUCAUAUGUUUACACCAGCCUUAAAAUGAGUUUCAAAGUCUAACAUUCAUCAGUUUUUAGUCCUUUUCCCCGUGUGCAAAUUGUUCUUUUUGCAAAUGAAUACCCUACUGCUGCUACAUGUAUAUCUCGAGUCCGGUUUUUAAAAAAGUUCUUGAUGGUUUGACCCUGGAUAUUUUUAUUUACUUUAAUUUUGUCAGAUGUGAUGGGCGCCAUUUCGAUGCUCUUCGCCCCAUUGUGUGUGAGGUGGAUAUAUUCAAAACUCUUCAUGGUUCCUCCUUAUUUCAAAGAGGAGAAACUCAGGUUAGUAUUUUACCUACACGUUAAAGAUAAACUGAAUUUAACAUCGUUGAUUACCGCAGACUGCUAACAGUCCCUCUGGAUUGUCGCAUUGGGGAGCAUCCAAGUGCGAGCGAGCGAAAAUCAGUUUGUGGUGGAACGGUUUACGGCCCGGGGGUUUACGGUCAUCUGGCAACCAAGGAAAUCGCCACCAAUAAGACGGCUAGUCAAAUGAUGUUUUCAAGUUCAUAGAUAACAAAUGGACAUAAACGAAAGCCACCACAAACAUGCACUGCCUGCGUUUCGUGACAUUUUUCUUCACAGUAAAGCGUUAAUUCUGUUUACUCAGGUUUUCUGCACAGCAACUCUUGGAUCUCUUCGUUCUGCAAAACAGUCUGAUGCUACAGCGGAGGGUGUGGGGUAAGAACUUAUUUCAAUUUUUCGCUUCUCAGGACAAAUCUUAAUCGUUAGUUAGCUCCUUAAUCAGUGGACACAUCGUACCAACUCAAAGGAUUUUGACUGUAGAGUGUCGUAACAGAGUUUUCACGUAGAGCUAUACUGAGAACUAAAUGCCCACACAGGUUAUAUUACGCCUAAAACGCACUCACUCUUUAUCCUACUUUACAGCGUUGCCAUACGGUCAAAGUGCUCUAUUAAACCGUCACCGUUCAGCUCUAUUACGGACAGACACUUUUGGCCCCAUGCAAGGAUACCAAAAGCUAUGUCUUUACGAGAUUUGGGUAUAAUUAUUUGAAACAGAAUCGUAAAUUUUAGGGAACAGAUGGAUGAAGUUUACUUUUAAAUAACAGUCGAACCACCGCUAACGGUUACCUCUCUACUACGGCCAUUUUUUGGCAGACAGUCCAUACAUUCACUAUUGUUUCAACCUCUCAACAAUGGUCACUUUCUUCUGUCCCCAAGGUGGCCGUUGUAGAGGGGUUCAACUGUAAUCACAAUCGAUUAACUCUUUUACAUGUCACAGUGUUGUCACAAAAUUAUGUUUGGUUACUGUUGGUUGCAAGUUGUACAACCUCGUCCCCGGAGCUUUUCCCUAAGCCAAAAAUGGGAGAGGCCAUUUUAUAUGGGGAAAAGCCUCUUCUAAGCGUUCAGAUUCUAGGGGAGGUACAAAAGUGAACAGGAAAACGCAAGGAGGAGGUGGUGGUAGGGAGAAAGAGCUUCCGCUGUUUUUCCUCCCCUCUUCAUUUCGCGCCACUCUCCAUCAUCUAAACGCCUGGAACAAGCUACAGUAGCCUUCAGUUCCUUUUCCUUCACCCUCUCUCCUUACCCCACCCCUGGCUGUGUUUUCCCUGCUUCUCCUUACCCCACUCCUAGCUGUUUUUCCCCCGCUUUCCUGCGCCGCCCCGACUAUCUGAACGCCUGGAACAGGCUAGGAAAAGGCCUGAGGACGAGGCUGCAUCAAGUUGUGAGAACAUGGGAACAUAAUUAUAACCUAGAGCAGGCUUUCCCGGGGCGCUCUUCCCCUCUUCCCUCCCCUACCCCCGUACCCCUGGGAACCCCAGGAGAGCUUGCUCGCAGGCAAGGGAAUAUAACGAUUACAGCUCUUGUAGAUAAGACAAUUAUCUUGUAAUGAUAAUACAAUGUUCUUAACCUUGAUUUGUUGUUCAUACAAUUCAACAGAGAUGUGAGAGAGAAACCAUUUAUACUCCACUACGAGGUAUGCCGCCUUUCGUUUGUUUCCAAUAUUUUCAAGUUUUAUCGAAUUCAGUUCUGUCGUUAAUUGUUUGUUUUACUUUCUUGUGUAGUUUCCACCAUUUUGUGUCAAUGAAACAGGACGGGUGGGUGGGUUUAAUCGACGCGAAGUUGGUCACGGUAAGGCUACUUUCAGUUUGUGCAUUUGCGAGUUUUAUUCCCACCUUGUGGCAGCUGAAGCAUAAAACCUUUUAAAACCGUUUUAUUCUAUCUAGGUAACUUGGCAGAAAAGGCCUUAGAACCAGUUGUUCCUAAAGAUUUCCCGUUUGCCAUCAGAUUGACUUCACAGGUAUUGGAAUCAAAUGGUAAGUGGUUAAUUUGCGCUUAAGUAAUAAGCCCUUUAUUAUCUACGACCUUUUCGCCCUGAAAUGUUAUUGGCCAGGGCCCAGUUGUUCGAAGGCCGAUUAGCGCUAACCCAGGGUUAAAUUUAACCCGGCUUUCUUUUUUUUUGUACAAAAGCAUUUUGUCGGAUGAUUUUCUCUGUUAUUCUUGAAAGCAUCUAAUCAUUAACCUGUUGACGGAAAAAAUCAGACUGAAGUUACUUUUUAUGCUUUCAAAUCUGAAUUCAAAUUUCGCACUAACCCUGGGUUAUCUUAACCCAGCUUUGAACAACCCAGCCCAGGUUUUCAUAUGCCGCCGAUCUCCUUAGCCGUUGCUAUAUGUUGCGUGGAAUUCUAUUCUGUUCAUGGCGACAAAACCAUUCCUUGUACAGUACAGGUAGGGCGACAAGUUACUGCAACACUUUGCGCGCCCCGUUGCAGGGACAAAUUACGUCUUGUGUAUAGGAGAAUUUUUGUGAAAAUCUUUCGUCUCCGCAACAGAAUUUUCUCGCCGCAACAAGUAGCACAAAUUCCACCUGAUUUUGUGUAUCCCAAUCCCCAGUCCCGAUGGCUAUGUCGCAGGGAGGUGUAAGUGUGUGUUCGUUUACCAGUGCGAGCACGAUUAAUGAAUGGAAUGAACUCUUAGAGUUUAAAUAGCUUCUCUCAAUGCUCACUUAUGGUGUAAUGUCAUUGUAACAGCUGCAAACCAGACUGCCUUAUAUUCAGCUUUUCUUUGGCUUCGCCCCAUUUAUUCUGACACGUUAUGUUUGAAUUGCGCAAGUGUUUUGGGUAAGGAAAUGUUCUUUUGUGUUUGUAGGUUCGUCAUCCAUAGCGACGGCAUGUGCGGGAAGCUUGGCUUUAAUGGACGCAGGUAUUCUCUCCUUCCAACGUUUUACAAGCAAGAUUUGUAUUGAUUUUUCUUUUACCAUUUGACCAAGGAAGUACCCAAGUGAUUUUUAAUGUCCUUUUAUUAUGCGGCUGGCUCUGCAAGCGGGCAAAAUGAAAACCAACUGCGUGUCGAUGGCUGCCUGAGCGUGCAUGAUGGCCUGUCUUGUCCACUCGGGAUUACUUGCUUUCUCCUGCAAGCAUACUUUUUGUUUUGGCCUUAUAAUGUACCCUUUAUUGACCAAGCUUGUUCGGUCGAGAUGUGUGUAUGCUGGUCUGAAAUAAGAGGUCCAUAAAAGUGCAAAAACAAAAAAAAAGAAAAGAAAACAAGAUCUUGGAAAAUAUCCAAACCGAUUCGGGUUUACAAAUUAUAUGUAGCACCAAAUAAAGCGCAAUGUUUUUUCAAUCAGAUGCACAGUUAACGUUUUACCUCGUCACAGGAAUACCAAUCAGUCGGCAUGUAGCAGGAGUUGCCUGUGGAUUAGUUAGUAGCAGCGAUGCUGAGGAUCCUAAAAAGCCAGAUAUUGAACAGUAUCGCCUGAUGACUGAUAUUUUGGUAAGACGUAUGAAAAAUAUUGUCGCCUGAGCAGUGCUCAGUUCAAGAUAGCUCUUUUAGAUAUAUAUUUUUUGUCUGUAGCGUUUUGAUAUGCGUGAUCGGUACCCGGUCACCUCGCCACCAAACCAUCUCGCUACCAACUAAAUCGCCACCAAGGAAUAUAGAUCUUAAUUCUUACCCGAAGGACAAGUAUCAAAGAAGACAAUUUCUUCACUUUAAAUUAACAAUAUGAAAUUUAAGGAGGUAAGGGUCAAGUGCCAAUAUUACUCUACUUUCAUAGGAAAGGCAGUUGGAUUUUAAACAAAUCGCACCUCUCGAGCGAUGCAAAUAAUCCGUUUUAAAGUAUUAAAAAGUCGCAAUUAUUCACAAAAAAUAAAACUCAACAUUGAGAAGUUCGACGUAAGGUGUCAAUUACAAUCGAUAAACUUGUAUUUGGGCCUAAGGAAGAAGUAACGAUCUCAGGUAAGUGAACAGUGUCAAUUAUUGCAGAGUUAAAUAUGGUGGCGAGUAGACGGCGAGAUGGUUUGGUGGCGAGAUGACCGAAAACCGCGCGAUUCUAGGUAUGUGCGCGCAUGGCAUUUCUCUUCCGAUGAACCUUCAUUAGUCUUUCAACUUUUGCGUCUUUAGUUCAACACCUUUUCAUCCCAGUCGGGAGCUUAAGCAACUAUUACGACGACGACGACGACGACGACAACGACAGCGUAAAAAAAACGAUUGUUUUUAUGAGCAAAACAACAGCUCUACACGUGCAUCACCUGUUUUAAUACAUUUCUUUGAUGUGCACUGCACGACUUCGUUGUGAAACCUCUGCGUGCGACGUGUUUUGGAGGACGUGAACAUACGGCGACAAAUUUCCCUUUCUUCUAGUUUUGAAGCUGGAUAAGGUCUGUAAGAAUUCAACCCCAGAAGAAAUCGCCUGCAUUUGACAAAUUUAGCGGGUUCAAAUGGAUGCGAUAAAGUUUGGAAGGAUGCAAAUUCAUUUUUUAGCGACGUUUUCACUGCCGUCCUCGUCGUCGUUGCCAAGAAAAGCGGUUAUUUAGCAGUAACUGAAAGAAACAGAAUACUUUUUGUUUUCUGUUUCUGUUUUUUGCAUUUUGCCUGUCACUCACUAAUGGUUCAUCUAUAACUAGUAUUUGUUCAAUCCGCCGACAGGGUAUUGAAGACUUUAUGGGAGACAUGGACUUUAAGCUUGCUGGAAGUAGACAAGGAAUAACUGCGCUUCAGGUAGGGAUGUAAGAUCCUAACGUGUACUGGCAUUUGAAACUAAAGCUUUUCGUAGAGAAAAAAGAAUAGGCUCUCUUACCGGCCACUGUCGGGAAAUGAGGCCACGUCCUUCAUGGAGAGCCGGAACAAAACCGGACCCGAGAGUGUGGCGGAAAUCGAGCCUAGAUUAAGAAUUGAAAACAACAAACCAAAAGAAAAUAACACAAUAAAAAGAAACAACAACAACAACAUUCAUUAUUAGUACCAUAUUCUGAUUAGAGGCAAGGUAGGGUUAGCUCAGUUGGUCGUGUUUGCGCCUGGCUGAAGAGAUGGAGUUUGCGGGCGGGGCGCUCUUAUGGUCUUAAAAUUUCUGGAGCAGAAGGUGCUGCUUUUGCCCUCCAAACGGCUAGAUGAACUAGACCUUCAGCUAGUUUGGAUCAUAACGUAGAAAUGCAGUGGUCCUGUCUCUAGCAAAGGCGUAGCAAGUACUCUUGCCUUGCGGACACUCCGCUAUAACAGACACCCAGAUAAAACAGACAGCAGCUACAUCCCCGGCAAAAACAAAAUACAGACAUUUGACUGAAAUAAACUCCCGCUAUUACGGACUCUCGGUAAUAAGGACACUAACUCGAGGUCCCUACAAUCCCCGCAAUGAAAGGAGUUGACUAUACGUUGGAAUCCCGUAUUAAAACCACUUCCUAACUCUAUCGUCGUAUUAUAACGACCACAUUCUUUGGCCUGGCGAACCAGUCACUUUUGUAACUGAAAACCUCGUUAAUUCCACCUCCUAGCAAACUUGUUCUCAGGCUGUCUCGUUUUGCCGUCCUCUAGAAGGAGAGAGACUGCAAAAUCUGUUCCGGCGAGGGUUGGAGCUGGUCCUUAUCUCACUUUUUUACUUCAAGGGAACAAAAGACAGCAUGGGAACGACAAUUACCACCUAGUUGAUGCGACCUUAGGUACAACUAGACUUUCAAGGGCUUUGGGUGGUAAUAACAGAGUUUUUACCAUUUAACAAGCAUAAGCUUUCUUCCGCGCCCUCUCUUUUGUUGACAAGCUAUAAAUAGUGAAUAUCGUACCAGAUCUUCCAGAUGUUGUGCCUAAUAUUACAUCAAACAUUUCAAUAUGACAGGCCGAUUUCAAGGUGCCAGGACUCCCUUUGCAUAUCGUAGAAGAAGCAGUGAUCAAAGCAACAGGUACAAAUAUUUUGUCCGACUGAGCAAAAUUAAAUUAAACUUAUCAUACCGGUUAACUUUGAAUGGAGACGUAGAGACUGCUAUUUGGUGUUAUUUUACACUUUCAUCGCUUGGGGUAUUUUGAUGGUGAUCCCUCAAUUUUUUGCGUACUUUUUUUUUUACCAAUUACAAAGUUAUUAGUACUUAUUGUUUGGUUGGUUUUGUCGCAGAGGACAGGAUGAAAGUUUUGGAUAUUCUUGAAAGUUGUCAGAGUGAACCAAGAGAAACGCUUAAGGAAAAUACACCGGCUUUAGGUAAGCUCUAACGGACGUUUCCAGUAUAAUAAAACAGAAAUCGUACAUUUCUAUUGCGCCCAAAUAUUGCGGCAUCAACUAUGGCCAGAGGCAAGGGUCAUAUGCUAGGAUUUGUUGAAGUGUUGUUAAGACUCAGAGUUAUCAUCUAUACUAUCCUGUAGGUUUUAGUGGGUAGCGGGGGGGGGGGGUCAUCUGUAUUCCUCUGCUUUUCUUUGAAAUCGAAAGACUUGAUUUUAAGUCUUCCAACCAAUGCAUUUCAUUCACUUCUUAGCAAAUGUAACUGUGUCUUUAACACAAAGCAAAAAGCUUCUUGGAGUUGGAGGUUUGACGAUUAAGAAUCUACAGGACGAGACAGGUAGGGUCAUCGUAACUCUCUGUAAUUUAUGUGGCCUUAAGUUGCAACGUUUCAGAAAACUUCCCGGCUGAUGACUUCACAUCCACUACCUGUCAAACUCCUUUUCUUUUUUACUUAAUUAAUUGUAUCGAGAUUUCAAUCAUUUAUGCUUUUUAAGGAAGUUUAAGGAAGGUUUGAGCACAAGAGCUGGGUUUAAAAAAGAAGUGACCUUAGUUGCUCUUGAUUAGGGAAGCGUGGGGGAAGCUUAGAACUAACGCUAAGCGCGGGAAACAACAACAAAAACCAUUGCCAGCCGCGGGAAAAUUGUAACAAUGUGCUAAGCUCGGCGAAAAUGUAGUACGGCCUUCAAAACGUAGGGCCGAAACAAAGCGCUGGAAUCGAGAAAAGCGUUACAAAACGCGGUCAAACCAUGCCUACGUCUUUCCAUAAUUCAUUUGUUUGCCCACAGUUUGCGUCAAAAUUGUUUCUAAUUUUUUUCUUGACACUCACAAUCACCGUCACCGAUAAUCUAAAACAAUGCCAUGGCAAAGUUUGUCGGUUAACAAAGAGAAAGUGGGAGGAUUUGGAACUGGCGAAUGCGUGAAAAGUAUUACACACAUGUAAAUAGCAAAUAUUAAAACGAUGAACUUGUUGAAAAAGUUGUGGCGUUCAGGAUUAUUCUCCUCAUUUGAUAGACGGACAUUUCGUUAAGCGCUAAUUCGGCGCAACAAAGCACUUACCUCCUGUUGUGCUGUGUUCUUCAGGUUCAACAAUCAGUCGAAUUGACGAAGAGGAGUUUUCAGUGUUUGCACCUAACUCGAAAGUUCUUCAGGAGACGAUAGAAAAAAUCAAUGAGUUAACAACGCAAGAGGUAUUAGUGGCGAGGUUAAAUUCAUCUUUGAAUUAUGAUUUAUAAACAAACAAAGGGAACGGAAGACACUGGAGAGCGAAUUCUAUAUCUUAGGCAAGUGGAGCUGUUAUGGUGAAGGUAUUUAUUCAGGCCUUCGGACGUAAAUACAGUAUCACGUUGUUAUGCAGAAACGAUUUAUAUAAUACAGUGGAACGUUGAUAUUACGAACCUUUAUAUAAUGAAGUCUGUGGUCUAACGAACGAUAUUCAUCGCUCUAGUAAAUGUAUAAUUAUAUCGAAAAGAACUCUAAUAUAAUGAAUCCUCUUUAUGACGAACAUAUUUUACCAGUCCCUUGGCCCUUCGUUAUAUCGAGGUUCCAGUGUGCCGGCUCUAAGCUUGGUUUCUUUGGUUUCAUAGGACUGGACAGAAUGUCUUGAGGUUGGAGAAAAAUAUACCGCGAACAUUGUUGAUGUGAGGUAAGUAACUCUCGUGUGACAGCUAGCGGCUUAUUAGUUAUCUCUCCAACCCCGCGGUCGGUUGCUAAGAACGCACAUCCAAUUCCUUUUUUAGCGGACACUAUUGUAGGAACCUUGAGUCAGUGUCCUCAUUAGCGAGAGUCCGUAAUAGCGGGAGUUGUUUUUCAGUCAAACAUCUAUAAUUUAUUUUUGCCCGGGAUUUAGCUGCUGUCCGUAUUAUCGGGGUGUUCGCAAGGCGAGAGUUAACUGUACUUAAGAUUAGAAGGCUCUUAAGUAAAAAUGGAGUUAAAAUGGAACAAUAAUCCAUUAUUGUGAAGCAGUACUUAUGAGUUAUCGGAAAUUGUAGAAUCACCAAGUUUCAUCUUGAACAGCCACCCCUCACAACAUUACAUAUAUUCAGUUCAGGACAAAAAUGAUAUAGUAGAAGACACACUGUAAAUCGUUGCCACCCGUUUCCUUUGUCGUUCAGUCGAGCUUCAAAUUGGUACAGAGAAUGUCACUGCUUUCCACUUUUUUCAAGUCCUCAAAUUAUUGUUCAACAGGUUUUGGGGGGUUUUCAUUUACAACCUUAGUGAUUCUUAGCGAAUCCAGUUAUUUAUGCUUUUUCUAAUAGUCUAUCAGAUCUCAUGAGCUUGUAAUUUAGUUGGCCACCGGGUCACUGUAGUCGCUGAGGGUCGGGGUAUUUUUCUCUUCAAUAUAUGUUUCAUUUCAGCUUUUCUUGAAUGAUUGCAAAUCUCUCAUAUGAGACCUCGCGAGAGUUGCUACCGCGCGUGUUUUCCAUGUGUGUUGUUGCUUCUUUUCUGCAUAUUUGAUUAUCUGUAAUUGUGCGUUGCGUGGUGCGUGGUGCGUAGUAAAAGUGGCUUCGUAACCGUACCGAAACAUUAUUAGUCUGGCAAGUCAUCAAAACAAGUGUGUUAAUUUUCGGAUUGAUUUUUACCAGGGAUUAUGGUGUUAUGGUGGAACUGUUGCCGGACACGCCUAGUGUACUUCUACACGUGACAGAAAUGUCUCACAACAGGGUAAGAAACGACAUGAGCAAAAUCGCGCCCUCUUGACAUUUCUCUCAAGCAACUUUUACUUAAAUGAGCGCCCGUUUUUAAUGAGCACCAUUCCCUGAAUAUGAGCGCCUCUCUCCCCUCUCACUUUCUAUUGAAAGUCGCAGCUCCCAUAAGCGACCACCCAAAAUGCGAGAAGUUUCAGUGAUCGUUAAAAGCUCUUCGUAUACUCAAGUAACACAGUACAUAAAGCGAACGUAGAGAUCAGACCAUGCGUGAAGUGGUCCCGUUAGCCCCAAGAAGUGGUCGCGGUCGCUUACAGGAGGUGGUCGUUUACAAGAGGUUCCAGUAUUAAGGCUUUGAUUGAGAAAAAUUUGGUGUUUUGGACCGGCCCUUGGUCGCUUACGAGUGGUGGUCGCAUAUCUAAUUAAGAGUGCCUUCUUUUAAAAUAAGCGCUUCGCUUUUUAUCGAAAUUAUCACGGAAUAAGCGCCUGAGCACUUACUCGAGGAAACGUGGUAUUAGGGUUGGUCUGAUUGACUUUGGCUUCAUUUGAAAACUCUGUUAUCUUCGUUCGAAUAACUGUCUAUCUUGACUUCCGAAAUUAUUCAUGUUAUUUCCUCUUUUUGUCCUAUUUUUAGGUUUAUAACCCAAGGGAUAUAGGAAUGAAAGUAGGAGAUGCUGUAGACGUCAAAUAUCUUGGAAAGGACGAGCGAACGGGGAGACUUGAAAUCUCAAGGAAAGCCCUUUUACCAAAACCGCUUACUCCAACAAGGAAGAUAAAUGGGACUCAACAAACCAAGUCCAAGAAAGCUAAUGGAAAUCAGAAAGACAAGUCUGCGGAGGAUUUCAUAACUACAUAUCUUAAAUAGCUGGGGAAAGGCUGGGAAGGUUCCAACCCUGUUUCAUUCCAGUGUCUCUCGUCUUUCCGGGAAGAGGAGACCGUGGGAACGAGGUAUACGCGCCCCAAAGAAAACCUCUGAGGCGAAUUAUUCAUGUGCUAGUCAAGUCCCGAGUGAGGCUAGGUAAAGAAAACGGGCCCCUCAUAUGAUAUUAUACUGGUGGCACAAUGGAAAAGAGAUUUAGAUCAGAUGGAAAUUACCCUUACCAGGAUCCAAGACAGUAGUGUGCAGUGAUCGUGAAAACAAAUGGGAGAAACACGCGGUAGCCUGGGAGAGAGAAGGCCGCCCCCACUUCCCCCGUUUUUGAAUCGCUGGCACGAAUACUGCUCUCCGGAUUCGAGUUGGAUACAGAUUACCCCUGUCCGGGCACUGUUCUAGUUCUAAGUUGUGCAAAAUGUGCAUGUCGUACCGUAAGUUCAGAACUGUUUCAUCGCUCGCUGGACUGCAGCGCUAGACGCUCUGUUAACGGAAUAGGUCUUUGCUGAAAUCACAAGGAAAAAAGCAUCUAAGCCUGGAAAAUCUCAUCUUUUAAGAUUGACUAACGUAACUUAUUUUACAUGGAGC
Porites lobata is the source of this 17852-nucleotide messenger RNA. The record is from the annotation of a GenBank genome assembly. Lineage: Eukaryota; Metazoa; Cnidaria; Anthozoa; Scleractinia; Poritidae.